AUGAACUAUAAGACGUGCGUACAUGCAGGCAUAGACCACGAUCCAAGGGUUCAAUUACCAGUUAAAAAUAUGGUGGCAACAGAUUCUGAGUUACUGAGCGAGGUUGAAUUUGUCCAGAAGGCUUUUUUUGAGAAUAGUAUUUUGGACAAGACAGUGCUGUCACGCACUACAACCGCAGAUGAAAUGCCUAGUCUUGCAAUUGAAGCAUUUUCUAAGAGCAAUUUUGAUGAACUACACCAAGAAAUUGUGCUAAAAAUGGUGUUCAUGGAGAUAGCCAAAGUUGAAGACCACAACGUCAAACUGACACGAUUUGCAGUGGUCAUGGACUUCUGCCAUCAUAUGAGAAUUUUAAGUAGUGAGUCCCAAGAAAACGUGAAGUUUUGGACGUUGCUGUUCUUUGAGCUAUUCAAGAUGGCUCUUAGUCUCUUGAAUCUUCCACAGGGCCAUCUGGAUUUUUGGCCAUAUAUUGAAUCGCGCUUGGAUUGGUUUAAGCUUGGCUUUUCAUGCCAGUCUGACUUGCAAUAUGGACAAACUGCUUUGAGCGCAAUAAAAGCACCUUUCUCCAAAGUUACUUAUCAGAUUAAUAAAAUGCUCUUCGCGCUGCGAGUAAACUCAAAACUAGCUACACCGCAGCAUCAUGAGCUCUCGAUGAAAAUACAUUACUUUUUAUGUCAGUGUCUGCCUCCCAUGGAGCAAGCCAACACCAAUAAGCGCGGUAAUGUAGCCAAGGGCUUGCCAGAGCAGUUGUGGGACUCUAGAAAUCGCAAAAUUGAAGGCUCCGCUUUUUUCACAGAUUUCCAGAAAAUUCAGUCAGAUUUUAUUGAAUGCCCUGUUGAAUGGGUCUUUUCCCCACCUAAUGAAAGGCUAAAUCUACAUGAUUACUUGCUCCCUGUAAUGGAUGAGAUCCUUCUCCAUGAAUCUAAUUUCUACGCACAUAUCAGACUCAGAAAGCUGCGGGUUGAGAGGUUGAAUCAGAAGUCUAACUCGCUCGAUGUUGCAAGCCAUGGAUCCACUUCAACAGUGUUCAGCCGCGAUAACACUUGGUCGCAGUUUUCUCCAACCCCCACCUCCUACACCCCGCGGCCAUUGAUGUUAGACCAACCAACGUGGGACUCAGAGUUAGUGGUGUCGCAACUACAAGAUCCAUACAACGACUUUUUUCGCAAACAAUUCGUGUGUCAGCUACUUGUAACCGCGACCAUGAUAGAAAAUAUUCUUAGCGACGAUGCAACAGCUAAGUUUUACCGAACGAAUUUCAAACAAAGUGAAGAGGAAGCGCACACCAAGUUGGAAGUGAAUGGUAGCACAGAAGAAACACUGCGCGAAAUCUCAGAGCUAAUAACAAAAAGAAUUGACCAGUUCUACCUUUCCCGCGAUCUGAAUUUCCAAGGUGUUUUAAGUGAUAUUAUAAAAAGUGAUAGGUUAUUGACAGAUUUGAAGGUCAAGAAAGGGUUCAAGAUUUUUGACGGCUUCAAGUUUCCUACAGAGCAUUUGGAGAGUGUGCAGCCCUUCAGCGACAAAUUCAAAGGGUUUGGGUGGGUGAAACUGGGUAAUAAGAAGCUUGAUAAUGCCUGGAAAAUAAAAACUGGGCUUGAAGUCAUCAAAACCGACCACAAUAGCCCUCAAGAGCUUUUUCAAGACUUAGCAUUAGAGCAUCAAAAUAUGAACUUCGAAAAAGAGACGCUGUCCCAAGACAUCGCAAAUCAAUGGAAGCAACUGCGGAUUCUCAGAUCUCAGUACAUAUUCAAGCUCAGCAAUGUUGACGAGAAUACCGGUCUCGCCGGGCUAUUUCAUGAAGAGCUCAUUGAGAACUCCCGAGCAAAGAAAUCAACGCUGUCAGGUAUCCUGCAGGUGGCCAAAGAGUACUUUGAAGUCAAAAACAAGAGACAAGUUGACGAGGCUACACACGAUAUGUCACCACCUGCUAAGAGACAGGAUAUAGGAAGCAAGGCACCUGAGGGCUAUGCUGUAGGCGGAGAGAGUUUGGAAGGAGAUGUCACUCCCCAAAAUACCCUCAACGGUAAUGUUUUCAUUAGUUCGCCAGAUCGAGUGGUCGGAGGCAUGUCCGACUUUGAUAAUGAUCCAUCGCCCAAGGUGAUCGAUCGAGAAUCCGAGCCCACCACCAUUUCUCCAGCAGUAGCGAACGAUGAGGCCGAACAAGUCACGUUGAGUCCGACAGUCGGAAGCGUGAAUAAUAAUAGAGAGGCAGCAUCUGGAAGUGCUUUAAAAAAAGAACUUCCAUCAAAAGACAAAAUGGAGACAGAGUUUGACAACGGUGCCGAAGCCGAAACCGAGAAAGAUCCUGAGAAUCAAGAAGAAAGCAAUAAAACUUCUAUAUAA
This is a messenger RNA of Lachancea dasiensis, 2340 nucleotides long. NCBI's taxonomy places the organism in Eukaryota, Fungi, Ascomycota, Saccharomycetes, Saccharomycetales, Saccharomycetaceae. The record is from the annotation of a GenBank genome assembly.